Cavia porcellus (domestic guinea pig) is the source of this 1097-nucleotide messenger RNA. It is a transcript of the gene Mospd3, whose product is annotated as motile sperm domain containing 3. NCBI's taxonomy places the organism in Eukaryota, Metazoa, Chordata, Mammalia, Rodentia, Caviidae. The coding region runs from base 189 to 896 and encodes 235 amino acids. The transcript is spliced from 6 exons. Gene Ontology annotation, cellular component: cytoplasm. The record is from RefSeq and is a predicted model, not a curated record.
GAAGUCCCGGAAAAGGCGGAGCCUUGAGGAGGGAGGCACUUAUACAGAUCUCUAUUCGGGGUUGAGAAACCCCGGAUUGGGAACCACUAGGGGCAGGGCUUAACGAGAUGGGCGUGGCUGUCGAGCUCUAGACUCCAAGCCUUGUUCCCUGAGCUCUCUCCUCGGAUGUCCGACCGCCCAGAGCCUGCAUGCGCCGUGGGGCGCCCCAGGACUUGGAGCUGGUGGGUCCGGGGGCCCCUGGGCGGGGGUCCCGGGGCGCCCCUCCUCCCUCGGGACCUGUAGUCCCGGUCCUCGUCUUUCCCCCGGAUCUGGUAUUCAGGGCGGACCAAAGGAGUGGACCCCGGCAGCUGCUGACCCUCUAUAACCCCACAGGAACUGCGCUUCGCUUCCGAGUUCUGUGCACAGCACCUGCCAAAUACACGGUGUUUGACGCUGAAGGAUAUGUAAAACCCCAGUCCUGUAUUGACAUUGUGAUUCGCCACGUGGCCCCCAUUCCCAGUCAUUAUGAUGUCCAGGACCGCUUCCGCAUUGAGCUGUCAGAGGAGGGGGCCGAGGGCCGAGUGGUGGGGCGCAAGGACAUCACCUCAGUUCUGCGGGCCCCAGCGUACCCCCUUGAGCUUCAGGGACAGCCCGAGCCAACACCCCAGCCAGGGCCUCCUGCUUGGACAACACCACCCUCGGCCAGACACUUCCAGGAGAGUCCCCAUCAGCAGCUGGCCACCAGCUCCUUCGUCCUCUUUUUGCUGACUGGCAUCAUCUCUGUGGCCUUCUUGCUGCUUCCACUUCAGGACGAAUCCGGCAGCCAGCUGCCUCAGGUCCUGCAUGUUUCCCUGGGACAAAAGUUGGUGGCAGCUUAUGUCUUAGGCCUCCUCACCAUGGUGUUUCUCCGGCCCUGAGCACCCUGCUCAACCCAAUGCCACCCUCUCCUUCCAGGCAGGGUCCCCGAGGCAGCCACUGUGAUGCUCAUAACCUUACCUCAACUGUCUUCUCCUCCUCCGUGCCCAACCCUUAACAUUCCCGCCCCCGCCAAAAUACCCAGAGAUUUGUAUUCAUUUUCCAAUUUGAAUAAAAUAAACUUUUUAAAUGAAAAUGAGAAA